AAACUUUUCAACAUGGCGACACAACAAACGGAAGCGAUCGAAGCAAUGGAAAAUGCGAACCGAACUUCGCAUCCUGGCUUCAGUAACGACAAGUAUUCUCUGCUCGUCAUUGUCGGUGGACAUAGUCGGACUGGAUUUGUGGACUACGUGGUGGCAGAGAUAAAGAGAGGCAUCCGCUCAUGGGAUGUGGACCUGACAUUCUGUAACCUGGACGAGCAGCUCAAGCUCUUUGUGUCUCGACACUCUGCCUUCUUCUCGGAAGAAAUAAAAGGCCAGAGGACACUGCAGCACAGUGGAGACGUUCUAGACACCAAGGUGGUGGGGAACCCAUCCCAUGAGUUGGUCUGCUCAGAGGUGCGCCGGCUUAUAUCUGACGUGUCUCGCCACAAGUUGUUGGUUCUUGCUGGACAAUGUGUCGAAGAGGCAGGAGACCUGGUCUUACAAACAGGAUGUUUCUCUCUCAGUGACUUCAUUCAGAUAUUUGCUGAUGAAGAGAUUGGGGAGUUAUUGAGCUCGGCAGACCCUACACAAAAAGCUAGCCUCACACUGAGUUGUCCUAACACUGGAGUGUGGAAGAACUCAGUGUUGGAGAAACACAACCUACAAGACUUCAUUGACAUCAAAACAAACCUGCCAUCAGUGCUGCCUGAAAUGGAAGGUCUGCAAGAGUUCACAGAAUACCUCUCCGAGUCCCUGGAGCCACAGUCUUCUUUUGAGCUGCUGGAGCCCCCCAGUACUGUGGGCUUCCUCAAACUCUCUCGCCCCUGCUGUUACGUAUUUCCAGGUGGGAGAGGAGACUCUGCCUUCUUUGCUGUUAACGGUUUCAACAUCCUGGUCAACGGUGGGUCCGAUCCACGCUCCUGUUUCUGGAAACUGGUUAGACAUUUGGACAGAGUUGACUGCCUGCUCCUCACCCACAUCGGUACUGACAAUCUUCCAGGGGUGAACAGUCUUCUCCAAAGGAAAGUGGUAGAACUGGAGGAUGAACAAUCUGCCGACUCUCAGAUCAAUGAGGACUGGAUGAAAAAUCUAAUUUCUCCUGAUAUUGGCAUAGUUUUUCUUAAUGCUCCAGAGAGAUUGAAGUCAUUAGAGGGUGAUCCCAAAGAACUGCGGAGCUGCGAUCAGGUGGCACUCACGUUGCAGCACCUUGACAGGCUAACAAUCAAUCCAGAGCCUCUUAGUCGCUCAAAUGGACCCACCAUUGAGCCUGUUAUACUUUUCCAGAAGAUGGGAGUUGGUCGUCUAGAGCUGUAUGUUCUUAACCCAGUCAAAGGCAGUAAAGAGCUUGAGGCUUUGAUGAAGAACUGGCCCGGCAAUGGAUCUAACAUGAAAGGCUCAGAGAUACCCCUGCCUUGCCUUGUCUCCAUCUGUGCUCUAUUGGUGUGGCAUCCUGCCAGUACUCAUGAGAAGAUCAUUCGAGUUCUCUUCCCUGGGUGUACUCCGCAGGCCAAGAUUCUUGAAGGACUUGACAAAGUAAAGCAUCUAGAAUUCCUGAAACACCCCGCCGUGAGCCUUAGGGACCUUGAAGCAUCCAAAUCAGAUAAACAACCAAAACGUGCAGAGAGUCGGGAGAGCCUUAAGUCCCUUCCCAAGGACUCCAGACCUAGCAGUGCCUUGCUGAAGGACAAACUUGGACGUGGGGACCUUAGGAAACAAGACGUGAAGACCAAGCCCAAAGGCCCAAGUGACAUUGCUCCUAAAGAAAAGGAAGGGGAUGAGAAGUUGAAAUUGAAGGAUGUGGAUGCUAAACAAAAACUUCCAAAGCCUGAAAAGCUUAUGACAAAGAAGGAACCUUUAAAGGAUGAGAAAAAAAGAAGUCAAAAAGAGGGAAAAGACGUCAAACCUGAUCCAAAGAAAGAGAUCAAGAAGGAAAUCAAGCCAGAUGAGAAGAAACCAACAAAACCUGUCAGCAAGGAUGUCAAAAACAAAAGGGGGGGAAAGUCAAAGACGAGUAAAAAGACAGAGAAUCAAAAAGCUUCAGCCUCUGAAGGGGAUGCAGAUCGUUCUAAGAUGUCAACGCCUGAAGACAUGACAGCGGAAUUCGAGAAGCUCAGAGCAGAAAAUGGAGAGUCAGAGAAAAAGACUGCUGUUGUAGCGAGCACUAUAGCUAACAAUGAAGGAAUGGCGCAACCUGAAACAGAGAAUGGAUCAAGAGAAAAUGCAAAGAAGGGCGACAUCUUGGAAAGUCCAGAAAAGCUCCGCUGCAUGGAGACACUCCCAAAUCCAGAGAAGGCCCUGGGAACCACUUCACCUCUUGCCAAAACUCCUAAAAGUGACCGCAGUGUGAACUUUGAUAUUACACCAACUGAAUACAGACUUCUUGAUGGGGCCCUGCGAAAUGGACAAGAUGCAUGUGCCAGCUCAGAUGAGAAGACUUUAGAGUUGGUCUCCCCUGCUGACUCAGCCCCUAAUAGCGCUGGGCAUACCCCUUUCCACCAAUCACCUGAAGAGGAUGCUCAGGGCUCUGGUGAGGACAGUAGUCUCGGGGGAAGGGUGCCUAGCCUUGGCUUUGAAGACUGCCAUGUCAUGGGUUCUUGCAGGAACUCUGAGGUAGGCUCCUUGAAGGGGAACCUAGAGAACUCUACAUCAUCCCAGGAGAAGCAAUCAAGCCUUUUGACACUGAGUCCCUUCAUGCUGCCGGACUCUGUCUCCCCCAAUAUUACCUCUAUGCCUGCUGAAAUCGGUUCCCCACACUCGACAGAAGUUGAUGAGUCUCUUUCCGUGUCUUUUGAACAGGUGCUCCCAUCUAUUGAUGAGUCACCCAAGGGAGACCAUAUGGACAGGUCCUACUCUAAUGGGCAUUUUGCUGAUCCUGACCCCAAAAUGGGGAUGUCCUUACCUUUGAGGACAUGUCAUAACAUGCGUCCGCCAGGGGACGGCUCAGAGGAACGCCUUACUGGAUUUCAGGGUCUUCUCCCUGACGUUCCCCACGACGUCGACCUCUGCCUGGUCUCACCUUGUGAAUUCAAGCAUCCGAAAUCCCCAGAGAACCAACAACAGCAUCUGUCUCCGGGGCUAGCGACAGGUAGCCCGCGAGAACUAUCAGAAAACAGUGACCACUCCCAGGACCUAGCUAAGCCACAAAGCGUCAUUCAUAGUGAUCGACAUUCGCCACAAGGUCAGGAGACUCCACCCACAUCUGCUAGUGAGUCCCUCAACACAGCCACAGAUUCAGACAUACCCCCAGGGACUGAAGACUGCCCCUCCAUCACUGCAGACAUGGACUCUGAUGACGAUUCUGGGAGUUUCCCACCCCACCAUCCACACGACCAUCCCAGCUCUCACUCCUCCAAUAGGGGAGCUCAACAUUCCUCUCAGGACCCUCCCCCAGCCCCAAUGAAGGACCUGCCACCCUUGCCGCCCCAGCCCGGUGCCUGCAUGGCUGACCCUGAGGCUGAUGCUCCAAGCAAGACCUCAAAGAGCAGUGCCACAAAAACCAAGAAACCAGCUGGGGUCACACACAGGUUAACGUCAGCCACCAGUACAACUCUGAACAGCAAGACCAAGACUGGCAGCACGACUGGUACGUUGAAAAUCACCUCAAGUCUUGACACAAGGCCUUCAUCCCGCAAUAUCACUAAUGGCUCCAGACCUGGGACUGCACGGUCAACUUCUUCAGGUUCUGUGGGCAGCAAGGCCAGUGCAGCUGGAGGGGCCCCAGUUUAUUUGGACCUGGCUUAUCUCCCAUCUGGUUGUGCCUCUACCACCAUUGACGUGGAGUUCUUCCGACGCCUGCGCUCCUCCUGCUACAUCGUCAGUGGCAAUGAACACCUGAAGGAGUCUGUCAUGAGACCUAUUCUUGAUGCCCUACUGGACGGGAAGACAGCCUGGCCCGAUGUGCAGGUGACCCUGAUCCCCACUUUUGACUCACUGACGAUGCAUGAGUGGUACCAGGAGACCCACGAGAGGCAGGGGGAGCUGGGCAUUACCGUGCUGGGCAGCAACAGCACUGUGGCCAUGCAAGAGGAGACCUUCCCUGCGUGUAAAGUGGAGUUCUGAGAGAGAACAAGACGAAUCUUCAGAUCCCUGCACUCUUAUCCACCAAAGUAUCUCCCUCACUUUAUCUUUUCUUAAAUUGUGAUGGACUCGUUUCCCCCCUCUCAACUGACUAUUUCCCACCCUAGCAUGCAUCACGUAUAGCCUGGUGGAUUAGCAGGCUUUUCUCCUCCUUUCAAUCUUAUUAAUAUAGAGCGGACUCCAGCAUCUUUGCCUGGGUACAUCUAUACCAUGGAUAUGAAGGCAGAACAUGAAGAUAUCCAAGAGUCUUUGGUCUACCAACAUGAAGAAAUGUUGUUCAUUAUGAAUGCUAGUUAAGGUGGACUUAGAAGACUGGCAAUACCAAUCGAAGUUCCUCACACUUCUUAUCAGCAGCCAGGUAGUUGUGAUCCAAAUCCGCAACAGCCCAGAGAAAACUAGUCGACAGCUGUAGGAAACACUCUGCCUCAUUAGGGCUGAACUCCUGAUUUCUUCCUUCAACGAUGAAUCAUUUCAUCCGUAUAGCAUUUCAUAGGUAUAUUUAGCCCUGUGCCCAUUUGCACAGUUAUCAAUUUCCACAGACAAGGGGACCGCAGUGAGAGAAUCAGUGUUACAAUAGAAUAGGAUGUCCAUCAAAAACUAAAAAAGGCAGAGGGUGUGUGAGAGGUGAAGAUGGGACCUUUGUUGUCUCCUGGUGCACAUGUAGUCAUGCAGAGACCUCAGCACUUACUGAAGGACGACGACAUGUUUCGACAUCCCAUUUUGAGUUUCAUAGACUGUCUAUGAACAUUAAGGAGAUCGCCAAUGUCUUGGAAGGUAAUGGUAUGCACGUGAACAGAAGGAUUACUCUGACAUUGAUAAAACAAUGGAAGUCCACAUUUCAAGAAAUCAUGAAAUGUGCAGUAUUUUUGUGUAACAUUCAGAUCAGUCACUUUAACCCUUCAUCUAGAGCGCAUACUGUGGUAUACUCUUUUGACAGUGUGUUUUUGAAAGAAAUGGCUUGGUAAAUACUAGGUAAUAAUUUGUACUCAAAAUAAAUACUCGUAAGUAGUGUUUUAGAUGGAAGUCAAUAGACAAUUGAGUCAUUUAUGUACCAACUCGCAUGACUGAAUUACAGUUCUAGUACCGAGUAGUUAUUUCGUGAAAAAAUGCACUUUGAAUGAAGUGUUAACAGUACAGUAUAUUUCCACACUAAUAAACCGACUGUAUACAAACCUUUAUUUGAGUCCCUCUUCAAGACCAGAGUUGUUUUUAUCAUAGAGAAGCUGCAUGAUGUCACCAUCCUUUAAUUAUAAACUGGGAGGGUUGAGUCCUGACUGCUGUUUUUCUGAAAGCCGAGGUAUAUCAGACCGAAUACCAUAGGUAUUUCCCCAAAAAUAUUUUUGCUGUUCUAAUUACGUUGGUAACCAGUUUAUAAUAGCAUUAAGGCACCUCUGAGUUUUUUGGUAUAUGGCCAAUAUACUACAGCUACUGGCUGUAUCCAGGCACUCCGUGUUUCGUCGUGCAUAAGAACAGCCCUUAGCCGUGGUAUAUUGGCCAUAUACCAAACCUCCUCAAGCCUUGUUUCUUAAAUAUGCCAUGUCAAUGGGACCACUGAAUGUCACAUGCACCAGAGGUUAAGCUUCACUGAAGAGGGAUUCACAAAAUGAGAAGUCAUUAGCAAUACUUUGCAAGACAGUCCAUUCCAUUUAUCACAGAGUGGUUAUUAUUGUGCCUAAGUGAACUAAAGGAAAUGCUAAACAUACGAUUUUUAACAAGAACGGAAAAUCACCGUUAUAUCAGCAAUCGCUUGUGUAUCUGGUUAAUUGCAGUAAAAUGUAAAUGAUGUUAUCUGUGAAUGUCGAUGCUUUUAGCUCUCUAUCAAAGCAGAUUGAGUCCAAAUGCAUGUCAGCACUGCUUGCACAUCCAUGCCCACCACUUUGCUUGCAGACCAAGCACUUGUUAUAUUGCUCUUUGUUACAAAGGAUAUUUUUAUUUUAUUCAAGGAGAAGGGAUAUGAAAGGAUUUUAAACGUUUUUUUCACUUGGGUUAAAUGUUAUUCUUGGAGAAAUGUACUUGUUUUUUUGUUUUGUUUUACUUACACUUGAAAUUAUAUUUUUGGGUCAUGCCGAGUUGUACAAGCAUGCAGAUCUCACAAGUUAAAAUCUAAUUUGAAUUUAGUUAAAUGCCAUGGCUCUUUGAGAGCACCUUGUACAUUUGAAAAUAUGUGAAAAGUGUGUGUUCAGCCAGCCAAAUGUUGGCAGAUCAUAUCAUUCUAAUUAUUUCAUACAGAAAAAUGUAGUGUCAUCUGUUUUUCUUUUAUCAAUCCAUUUGCAAUUCUAUUUUUGUUUUUCCUAAAUUGAGUUUUCUGUAUAUCAAUAAUGUGGUGUGGCUACUUUAUCACUUACGAUCAUUUGAUUAGCAACAGGCUACUCGCAUGAUAUCAUUAGCCAAUGGCCGGACAAAGUAAGUGGAACCGAGCUCACAUUGUCACAGGGAAGAGUGUUUAGCGGCAGCAUGUGUUUUGGUAUUAGCUAUAAGUCUGAGCAAAAAGUGGAUUGCAUGACACUGAUCACUUAUUUAGAUAGCUAUUUCACACUACUGGAGUUAAGUAAUAUAUCUCAUACUAAUCUUAAUGUUUGACAAUCCAUCAUGUCUGUAUUUGUGUGCACCAUAUAUCACGACAUUCUAUAUAUCA
Messenger RNA from Oncorhynchus gorbuscha (pink salmon), 6652 nucleotides. Its product is annotated as microtubule-associated protein 1B-like. Gene Ontology annotation, molecular function: microtubule binding; actin binding. NCBI's taxonomy places the organism in Eukaryota, Metazoa, Chordata, Actinopteri, Salmoniformes, Salmonidae. Gene Ontology annotation, cellular component: microtubule; dendrite; neuronal cell body. The coding region runs from base 13 to 3999 and encodes 1328 amino acids. The transcript is spliced from 9 exons. The record is from RefSeq and is a predicted model, not a curated record. Gene Ontology annotation, biological process: regulation of microtubule depolymerization; dendrite development; microtubule cytoskeleton organization.